AUGGCGGUUGUUCUCGAUGCUUUGGCACCCUAUGUGAAGAAGAUAAUCACGGACAUGGCAAAAGAGGAGGUGCGCAUGCUGCUGGGUGUUCCCGGUGAAAUCAACAAGCUGAAGGAUAACCUGGUAUACCUCCAAGACUAUCUGGCUGAUGCUGAGAGGAGGCGCGUCACCGAUGUUAGCGUGCAGUCGUGGGUGAAGAAGCUCAAAGACGCCAUGUACAAGGCCGCAGACAUCCUUGAGCUUUGCCAGCUCGAGGCCAUGGAGCGGCAGGAAAAGUCUUCCAGCAGCGGGGACGCUUCAAGUUGUUUCUGUUCUCUUGAAGGACUCAUGACCAUGUGUGGAAAUCUGCAGGAUGUCAUCCAGCCAUUGGUGUUCUGCCUGCAGAACCCUUUGUUCGCCCAUGAGACGGGUAGCCGGAUAAAGAAGCUGAACCAGGAGCUUGACAGCAUCCGCAAGGGCGCCGCUCAGUUCAAUUUCCUCAAACUCGGAUCCUACGAGGAAAAGAGGACGCCAACAGAUAGUACAGCACAAGCAAGACGCAAGACGACAUCGGGGUUCGAUGAGUCGGCUAUCGUUGGUGAAAAGAUCCAGAGGGAUACAGAGAACCUGGUGCAGAAGCUAAUAAUGUCCAAUAAUCGCCACGACAGCAGUGCCAGUACUACCAUCAAGGUGGUGUCAAUCGUAGGCCCCGGUGGCAUGGGCAAGAGCACUCUUGCCAGGAAGAUCUUGGCAAACGAGGCCAUCAAGGAGGAGUUCAAAACCAAGAUAUGGCUGAGCGUCACUCAGAAGUACGAGAAAGUGGAGCUGCUGAGGAACGCCAUCACCCAGGCCAAGAAGGAACCGGCCAAAGGGAAGGACGAGUCCUUUCUCGAGGAGACCCUCACGGAUGCCCUGUCGGCGAACAAGUUUCUGCUCGUCUUGGACGACUUGUGGACGGACGGAGCGUGGAAGGAAGUGCUCCACGUCCCUGUGGUUAGCGCUGCCCGUAAGCAACCGGGUAGCCGCGUCCUGCUCACCACAAGAAAUGAAGACGUCACACUCAAGAUGGGACACUAUCACUCGCACAGUGACCAACUCCAUGUCAGCAAACUGGACGAUGAAGAUGCUUGGUCCCUGCUCAAGAAACAGCUGCCCCGCCAGCGGCAGGUGGGUAUUGCGGGUGAUUAUGAUGAGCUGAAAGAUAUCGGGAUGAAGAUUAUUAAAAAAUGUGAUGGAUUACCGCUUGCUAUUAAGGUUAUGGGUGGACUAUUAAGCACUAGGCGUCCAAAAGAACGUGAAUGGGAGAUUGUUUUGAACAAGAAUAUUGAGUGGAAAAAAGAUGAGGCGCAGGAGGAAGAGGAACUCAACUACUCAGUUCGUUUGAGCUAUGAAGAUUUAUCUCCACAAUUGAAGCAAUGCUUUCUCUACUACUCACUUUUCCCAAAGGGUUCAGGCUUUAUAGAGGAAAGAGUUAUUAGUAUGUGGAUUAGUGAAGGGUUUGUUCAGCAUGAUGGGAGGUCAGAGUCAGGCCAACUCGAUCUUGAGGAUAUAGGGGCUGAGUAUCAUCGGGAGUUGGUUGCUAGGAACCUUUUGGAGCCCGAUGAUUCAACUGACAAUAUAUGGGACUACACCAUGCAUGACAUUGUCCGCUCAUUUGCUCAGUUUAUGUCAAGAGAAGAAGCUUUUGUGGUUCACGAGGAUCAAGCCGACAUUAGAAGUCUUCUACCAGAAAACAAAAGAUUCCGCCGUCUCUCUAUUGAUAUAGUUGAUUCAGAACUGGAGUGGUCCAUCCUAGAGCAGCAAGAAACAUUGAGAACAUUAUUAUUGAUAAGCUGUGACAUUAAACCUAUAGGUUCAUUACAAAAUUUUGCUAGUCUGCGGGUACUGGAAAUAAGCUCCGUGCAGUCUGACUGGUUAGUGGACUCUCUGUGUCAACUCAGACACCUAAGAUACUUGUCAUUGUCAUAUACAGACAUAUCUAGGCUUCCACAUGACAUCCAUAAGAUGUGGUUCCUUCAACACAUUCAGCUUGACAACUGUACAAAGUUGGAGAAGCUUCCAGAUAGCAUCACCAAAUUAGUCGGUUUAAGAAAUCUUUCCUUAACUGGGUCCAAAGUUGAUACAAUACCAAGAGGGUUCGGCGGUUUAACAAAUUUGAGGGCACUUUAUGGGUUUCCAGUAAAGAUGGAUGGGGACUGGUGCACUUUAGAAGAGCUAGAAGCUCUUUCACAUCUUAGAAGUCUUCAAGUCAACAGUCUGGAAAAUGUGCUUGAUAGCUCAAUUGUUACAAAGGCUGGAAUUAGAAGCAAGAAGCAUCUGGAGUAUUUGGAGUUAAAUUGGUACGUUGAUGAUGAUGAUGAUGAUGAUGAGGAGGAGGAGGAGGAGGAGGAGGAAGAGGAUGGCGAUGAUCGUGAUGACAACCAAGAUGAUGAGGUUGAGGAGCAGCAGGAGGUGGAGAAGGAAGAUGAUGAGAAGGAGGAGGAGGAGGAACAUGAGGACGAUGAGGAGAAAGAGGAGGAUGAACAAACAGAAGUUGAGAAUAUUGAUCAGGACAAAGAGGAGGACGAUGGUCAUACUGAGGAUGGUGUAGGAAAAGAAGAGCAACAAAUUGGUCCAGAUCAACAACAGAGAAUUGAGGAUGUAUUUGAUGAGCUCUGUCCUCCACCUACACUGGACACCCUAAUAAUUUCAAAUUAUUUUGGCCGUCGGCUGCCAAACUGGAUGCACUCGCCAGCACAAACAACCUUUCGAUGCUUGAGGUCCAUUACCAUACUGAACUUAACCUAUUGCUCUCGAUUACCAGAUGGUUUGUGCAGAAUCCCCGGAUUGGAAGAACUGCUUAUCAGCAAUGCUCCAGCCAUCGAGCAUGUUGGGCCUGACUUUCAGAGCGUAGCAAGCGGAGAUGGAAGAAUUGUUUCUAAACCGUUCCCUGAGCUAGUAAAAUUGGAAUUGCUCGGGCUGUCCGUAUGGAAGGAAUGGAACUGGGAGAAGCACAGCGAAGCCAUAUCCAUGGCAGCUCUGGAACAUCUACAACUCACAGACUGCAAGCUGACCCAUCUUCCCCCUGGACUUGCCUGUGACUAUAGGUAUAGUCUGAGAAGCAUAUGCCUAAAAGAUCUCACACAGCUAGAAUAUUUGGAGAACUUCCCUUCGGUUGUGAAACUCGAUGUGCAUGAAUGCCCCAUGCUCAAGACCAUCAGCAGCUUCUCCAUGUUGCGGACGGUCAACAUUGAUGGUUGCCAGAAGCUGAAGGUACUGGAGGGUGUCCCGGUACUCGACAACAUGGUGUUGGAUGAUAUUCCAUGGGAUGUUAUCGGGACACCAGCCAGAUCUGCUCCACGUGUAGUUGGACACCUUGGGAAGGCAUUUGAAUGCGCUCUUGGCAGCAGCUCUACUUGUUUGUAUCGGUUGAACAUGGAUAAAACAUGGAUUGAUGAUAAUGCUGGAAAGUGUGUAAACUCAUUUUGGAAAGAGGCAAGUGAAGUCCGUGAGCACUUGAUAUGUGAUGGGUUUCUAAAAGGGUAUAGAACAUGGAACUUACAUGGAGAAGCUAGCUCUUCUAUGAAUUAUGGAAAUUGUGAUGCUGCUGAGGUCAUAGAGGAUUCCAGCGAGGAUGAUGAAAUAUCUUAUUUGCUUAGAGACUUAGCUGCCGGUCUAGAUGAUAGACGAGAUUUUGAAGACAAUAGUUCAACUUUGGAGACUUGUCCUGAACUAGUUGCCCUUCAAAAGUUAGUAGCAGAAAAUAGCAAAGAGCUAUACCCAAAUUGCAAGAAAUAUAUACAGCUAAGGUUCCUAAUUAGAUUGCUCCACAUCAAACUCCUUGGAGGAUGGUCUGAUAGAUCUAUGAACCUACUACUGGAUCUACAUAAUGAUGCACUCCCUAAGGGUUCAAAUCUACCUAGAAACUUUCAUGAAGCUAAGAAAUUGGUGAAAUCCAUUGGAAUUGGUUACAACAGUAUUCAUGCUUGUCCAAACGAUUGUGUUCUCUACUGGAAAGAGAAUGUGGAUUUAAAUGAGUGUCCAAAAUGUGAGGUUUCUCGAUGGAAAUUAGAUCGGAAGAGUCUAGAUGAGAGACAUGUGUAUAAGGUUCUUAAGAAGGUUCUCCGUGACUUUCCUAUGAAGAAAACACUCCAAAGGUUAUUUUUGUCCUCUAAAACAGCAAGUCUAACAAGAUGGCAUGAUGAAGACCGAAAAAAGGAUGGUCUGCUAAGGCAUUCUGCAGAUUCACCUCUAUGGCAGGACUUUGAUGAGAAGCAUCUAGAAUUUUCUGCAGAUAGUCGAAAUAUCCGUCUAGCAUUUGCCACGGAUGGGUUUAAUCCAUUUAGAAUGAACAAUGUUAGCUAUAGUGUUUGGCCUGGUAUUUGUAUUCCACUCAAUUUCCCACCUUCCAUGUGCAUGAAGCAGUCAAAUUUCAUCCUUUCUUUGCUCCUUCCCGGUAAACGUGGCCCGGGUAGUGAUAUGGAUGUCUUUUUACAGCCACUUAUUUAUGAUUUGUUAGAUAUGUUUGAAAAUGGAGUUAGAACCUAUGAUGCUUCAAGGGGCGAGUUCUUCAAGUUGAGGGCGGCGGUGUUGUGGACUAUUUUAGAUUUCUCAGGUUUAGGUUAUGUGUCUGGGUCUACCACAUCUGGUGAAGCAGGAUGUCCUGAUUGCCACCAAUUUACAUGUUCACUUAGACUUCAUAAUGGUACGAAGACUUGCUAUAUGGAUCAUCGUAGAUUCUUGGAUGAAAACCACCCAUUUAGGUUUGAUGUUGAUAAAUUUGGUGGUAAAACUGAGUUUAGGCCAGCACCUACACCACUUUCUGGGGAGCAAAUUUUGGACUGCACUAAGGAUCUUUGUACAAGUUUUGGCAAGGAUCCAUCUGGGAAGCAACCAGCAAGAAAAAGACGAAAGGAAGGGGAGCCCUUAAUCAUUUUCGAAAGGAGAUCUAUAUGGUUCAAACUUCCAUAUUGGAAAGAUUUGAUGCUGCGACAUAAUUUUGAUGUCAUGCACAUAGGAAAAAAUGUGAGUGAAAGCUUAAUUAACACAUUCCUGGGCACCAUUGAAAAGUACAAGGAAAAUUUGAAUUCUCGUCUAGACCUUCAAGCUCUAGGUAUUAGAAGUGAUCUUCACCCUGUUGAAGUUGAUGACCAAUUUUAUUUACCACCUGCACCAUACACAAUGAGUCCCGAUGAGAAGAAAUUAUUUUGUCAAAUACUAAAAGGGGUGAAGUUUCCUGAUGGUUAUGCAUCUAAUAUACGACACAACAUCCAAUUUAAUGAGAAAAAAAUAUUUGGGCUAAAGAGUCAUGAGUGCCACAUUAUUCUUCAACACCUGUCAUGGAUCAAGAUGAUAGAACUUGAUGUAGUGCUAAAUGUUGGCUUCAAUCAAGACUUGAGACAUACCUUUAUCUAA
Molecule: messenger RNA, 5373 nt
Organism: Miscanthus lutarioriparius
Lineage: Eukaryota; Viridiplantae; Streptophyta; Magnoliopsida; Poales; Poaceae
Source: the annotation of a GenBank genome assembly